AUGGAACCAUUGAAGUUAUCUCGCCUUCUUUCCCGAGCCAAAAUCUUGCUGUCCUGGAGACUUUUAUCUACUGGUGUCUCUGGCUCUCAGAAAGCUGCGACCAGGAAGGAUGAGUUCAGUUCCAGGCUGGCUGCAGGCCCACAUCUUAAAGAGUUUAUUGCUAGCACUACUCCAGCAGUGGCUGUGCCUCCACCUGUAGAAGAUGAUGUACCUCAUUAUAUCACUGACUGUUCUUCACCACCAGUGAAUAAUAAAGUAUAUUUUGAGACGUAUGGAUGUCAGAUGAACGUGAAUGAUACAGAAAUUGCCUGGUCUGUCUUACAGAAAAAUGGAUACGUCAGGAUUAAUACAGCAGCUGAGGCUGAUGUGAUCCUUCUGGUUACAUGUUCAAUCAGAGAAAAAGCAGAACAGACCAUUUGGAACCGUCUGAAGCAACUUGCACAUCUCAAGAGAACUCGAAAUAAAUCUCAAGGUCCUUUGAGGAUAGGACUGUUAGGAUGUAUGGCAGAACGCCUGAAAGAGGAAAUCCUUCAAAGAGAGAAGCUGGUGGAUGUACUAGCUGGUCCUGAUGCCUAUCGUGAUUUGCCUCGACUUCUUGGUGUGGCAGAAACAGGCCAGCAAGCUGCCAAUCUUCUCCUUUCCUUAGAUGAGACCUAUGCUGACAUCAUGCCCGUGCAAACAUCUGCAAACAGUAUUUCUUCUUUUGUCUCCAUCAUGCGAGGAUGUGAUAACAUGUGCACUUACUGCAUAGUCCCCUUCACUCGUGGCCGAGAGCGAAGCCGCCCAGUCCACUCCAUCCUGGAAGAAAUUAGGAUGUUGUCUGAGCAGGGAGUAAAGGAAGUAACUUUACUAGGUCAAAAUGUCAACAGCUACCGCGACAUUUCUUCAGUCCAGUUCCCUGCUUCAGAAGCAUCUCAUCUGAGCCGUGGUUUUAGUACAAUUUACAAGCCCAAAAAGGGGGGGCUGAGGUUUGUGGAGCUUUUGGAUCAAGUCUCCAGGAUAGAUCCAGAAAUGAGGAUACGAUUUACCUCUCCGCAUCCAAAGGACUUUCCAGAUGAGGUCCUUCACUUACUAAGCGAAAGGCAUAAUAUCUGCAAACAGAUCCACAUUCCUGCUCAGAGUGGAAGUAACAGGGUUUUAGAAGCCAUGAGAAGAGGAUAUAGCAGAGAAGCUUAUAUUGAUCUGAUUCAUAAUAUAAGAGAACACAUUCCAGGUGUGAGCCUCAGCAGUGAUUUUAUUACUGGGUUCUGCCAGGAGACUGAGGAAGAUCAUCAAGAAACUGUUUCCCUGCUAAGAGAGGUGUCCUACAACUCAGCUUUUAUAUUUGCCUACAGCAUGAGGAAGGUAGAUUGACA
Staurois parvus is the source of this 1355-nucleotide messenger RNA. NCBI's taxonomy places the organism in Eukaryota, Metazoa, Chordata, Amphibia, Anura, Ranidae. The record is from the annotation of a GenBank genome assembly.